Molecule: messenger RNA, 806 nt
Organism: Ctenocephalides felis (cat flea)
Lineage: Eukaryota; Metazoa; Arthropoda; Insecta; Siphonaptera; Pulicidae
Product: protein enhancer of rudimentary-like
Exons: 3
Coding region: 200-511 (103 amino acids)
Source: RefSeq, a predicted model, not a curated record
AAUAGCAAAGCAAGUAUUGAUUCGAGAAAGUCUGAACAGGUAGCUGUCUUGGCUAAUCGCUACGCACAAUAUGUAAUAUUUACUAUGACGUCUACAAGCUUUGUCAAAUUUUGUAAAAAUCGUACAAAAAUCGGUGAUUAGAUAAAUAAAUAUUUAGUGAGAAGAGCAUAAUUCAUCUGGCAUUGCUGUGAAGCAAAAAAUGAGUCGAGACGAUUACGACAAGGAUAAAAUUAUAUUAUUCAUACAAUAUCGUCCUAAUGAAAGAACAAGAACUUAUUUAAAAUUUAAUGAGCCUAAGGAAUUGAUCAUUUACAUUUUUAAAAAAUGUGCAGAAGACUUGGAUAUUGAGUCUUCGGGUGACAAAGUUAGCAUCGGCUAUGAAAAUCUUUGUACUUACAUUGAUAAGGUGUUUGACAUAAAUAUUUUCCUAAAGCAACCUGGAUUAAAUGUGUACAAACCCUAUAACCGAGACUGGAUCAAGACCCAAUUCCUGCAAUAUGCGAGUUCGUAAAUAACUCAUCUAAUCUAAUAGAUUUAAGUUUAAUUUUAAUAUUUGAAAUAAUAUAAUUGUGUUAAGUUAUCAAUAUGUUAUAGAAUAAUUAUUUUUGUGUAGGUAUCAUUGUUACCUAAUUUUGUUUUAUUUUUUUGUACACUUGUGCCUGCUAGAUUAAGAAAAUUUGGAGUUUAAAAAAUGCACCUAAUGAAAGUAAAGAUUAGUAAAAUGUUGAUAAUACAUAUUCCGAUAAUUUUGUUAUAUAUAAUACCAAAGUUUGUUUGUCAUAUUUUAAGUUUUGAUGUAAAUUAAA